Dendrobium catenatum is the source of this 3046-nucleotide messenger RNA. Its product is annotated as anaphase-promoting complex subunit 2. Gene Ontology annotation, biological process: ubiquitin-dependent protein catabolic process. The record is from RefSeq and is a predicted model, not a curated record. Gene Ontology annotation, molecular function: ubiquitin protein ligase binding. Bases 195 to 2795 code for a protein of 866 amino acids. Lineage: Eukaryota; Viridiplantae; Streptophyta; Magnoliopsida; Asparagales; Orchidaceae. The transcript has 17 exons. Gene Ontology annotation, cellular component: anaphase-promoting complex.
AGUAAGUAUAAGAUUCGGUUCACUAGCCUGCUUCGGCUUCCCGUCCAGGUUUCUCCACUUUGUUCGCAUUGCUGCCCUAAGGAUUCAAACUUGGAGUUUAGGGUUCGUUGUUUUCGCUCUCUACAUCUCUCUGCUCCCCGUUUCUUCCCCACACCACUUCUGCCUCUCUCAGCAACUUUGUCGCCAUAUUUCCGAUGCUAGUCGACCCGACGAUUCUUGAUUCCUUGAGCGAGCAGACCAUUGGAGAGAUCCUUCAGAGCUGGAUCGCCUUCGUCUCCUGCACUGAGAUCCUUCUUGGCGGGAGUGGCGAUCUCUCCGCCGCAUCUGAGCUCGCCAGCUCGGUGACCAUCCUAUGCAGAAAUGGCUUACGCUCCCUCUUGGAGGACCACUUCCUCCAAUACCUUGAGGAUACAUUUAUGGCUAGAGCAGUCUUGAAGUUCUGGCGGCACUUUGAUAAGUAUUCUGAUGUGCUGAGAUUAGAUUUACAAAAUCAAAUUCUGGUUGAUCAGCUUCAUGAAGAACUUUGUUCAUCAUUGGAAGAGAUGUGCUCAGAAAAGAAUUACCAGGAAAAGUGCCUUGUUAUGCUCAUUCAUGCUUUGCAGUUAUACGAGGAGAGCAUAGCAACGGGUAAAAUUAAUUCCGGGCAUUAUGAAUCCAAUCUGCUUUCCAGAUACCAGUUGAUGGUCUCUUCUGUUCUUCUGACAACACUUCCUUCCCACUUCCCUGAGGUACUCCGCCUAUAUUUUAAGCACAAAUUGGAGGAGCUAAAUACCAUGAUAGCUGUCAAUUAUAAAGAUGGAAUGGAAUCUUUGAAUAAUGACAGAAAUCUUAAGUAUAAUGUUCCAGAUGAAAUGAACAUUGAUGGGAGCCAUCCUGAAUCUGCCGUAUCUAAGAACUAUACUUUGGUCAAAUGUAUUGGAAAGGUUGUUCUUGAUCUUAGAAAUCUUGGGUUUACAGCUUUGACUGAAGAUGCUUAUGCUUCUUCUAUCAUUCAGCUUUUGAAGGCCAAAGUUCAAAACUUAGCUGUUGAUGAUUAUAGGACCCCUGUUUUGCAGUCUAUUAAGGAGUGGAUACAGGCUGUUCCACUCCAGUUCCUGCAUGCUCUUUUAUGCUAUUUAGGGGACUCGUUUGACAAUGAUGUUUCAUCUGGCCCUAUAUCACCAUUGGCUUCACGCCCUCUUUCUUAUCCUGGUAUUGAUGCUCCCUCUGAAGGGCUUGUCAGGUGGCAGUUACGGUUGGAGUAUUUUGCUUAUGAAAAGCUACAAGACUUGAGAAUCGGGAAACUUUUUGAAAUUAUUGUUGAUUACCCUGACAGGUCCUCUCCCGCAAUUGAAGAUCUAAAGCAAUGUCUGGAGUAUACUGGGCAACAUUCAAAACUUGUCGAUUCAUUUAUUUCUUCAUUGCGAUAUCGAUUGCUUACAGCUGGUGCUUCCACUAAUGACAUACUGCACCAAUAUGUUUCAACCAUCAAAGCACUUCGAACUAUUGGUCCAACUGGUGUAUUUUUGGAGGCAGUAGGAGAGCCAAUAAGGGACUAUCUGAGGGGAAGAAAGGACACAAUUAAAUGCAUUGUUACCAUGCUUACUGAUGGAAGUGGGAUAAACCCUAGUGGAAUGGGCAAUACUGGUGAUAGCCUUCUUGAAGAAUUAAAUAGAGAGGCCGAAAAUCAAGAAACUGCUGAUACUGAUGACGAUAUAAAUGUUGAUGAUAAGCAAGCAUGGAUUAAUGCUGAACGUUGGGAACCUGAUCCGAUAGAGGCAGACCCGCUAAGAGGUAGCAGGCAAAGAGGGAAGAUUGACAUACUUGAAAUGCUGGUCAGCAUAAUUGGUUCAAAAGAUCAGCUUGUUAAUGAAUACCGUGUGAUGUUAGCAGAAAAGCUUCUUAACAAAUCUGAUUAUGAUAUAGACUCAGAGAUACGAACUCUAGAACUCCUUAAGAUACACUUUGGAGAGAGCAGUAUGCAGAAGUGUGAAAUAAUGGUCAAUGAUUUGAUCAGUUCCAAGCGGAUGAAUGCUAAUAUCAAGGCAUCCAAAUCUCAGCUCGCUAUGAAUGGUUCUGAGCAAGGAGAAAGCAUGUCUCUGGAUCUUGUUGAUGCUACAAUAAUUUCUUCGAACUUUUGGCCACCAAUUCAGGAGGAAUCUCUUCAUCUUCCUUUACCUGUUCAACAACUUCUUUCAGAUUAUGCCGAGCGAUUUCAUGAAAUCAAAACUCCUCGUAAGCUAUUAUGGAAGAAAUAUCUUGGAAUAGUAAAGCUGGAAUUACAUUUUGAUGAUCGAAAUGUGGAAUUCAGUGUCACUCCAUUACAUGCUGCAAUUAUCAUGCAAUUUCAGGAGAAAACGAGCUGGGCUUCUAAAAGCCUUGCAGCUGCUGUUGGGUUACCUGUAGAUAUUCUCAACAGAAGAAUGAGUUUUUGGAUGAGCAAGGGUGUCAUUACUGAUACUGGAGGAGCAGACUCUAGUGAGCGUGUUUUUACCCUUGUUGAUGAUCUCACCGAUACGAACAGAAAUGGUAUUUCUAAUGAAACUGAAGGAAUGGAUGAAGAGGGAGAAAGCUCUGUGGCAUCAGUUGAGGAACAGCUGCAGAAAGAAAUGACUAUAUAUCAGAAAUUUAUUGAAGGGAUGCUGACAAACUUUGGUGGUAUGCCGCUGGAUAGAAUACAUAACACACUGAAGAUGUUCUGUGUUGCUGAGCCAACUUAUGACAAGUCGCUUCAAGAACUACAAAGCUUUUUAUCCGUACUUAGAGCUGAAGAAAAGUUAGAUUUGAGGGAUGGGCAUUACUAUCUAAAAAAGUAGUCACAUGAGAAACCAUUGCGCAGGUGCUGAGCCUCUUUAGUGGGCCUGUUGCCUAUCAGAAUCAAUGACUCGCGAUCGAGCAAACAACCCGUGAAUCUAUUCGAAGGAAAUAUCUGUGGGCGUCAUUUAAUUUUAUUUUUUGUUAUUGGUGUUAAUCUUAAUGGAACAUUUUAAGUCUUAUUUAAUGAUGUUUAAUUAUGGUUUAAUGUUAAUGGAACAUUUAAUGAUUAAUUAUGAUUUAAUUAAGUUUA